AUGUUAAAAGCUGAAAUUAAGGAUGCACCUGUUAAACCAAAGCGGAAGCAGUGCACAAGGGACUCGGAAAUGUAUAAAAAACAAGUGCAACUUGUUGAAGAUGACUGGAAAGCAUAUUUGUCCAGCAACAUUUGCAUACAAAUUACCGCCUGGCUAUUACUCACCGUCGGUUUGUGUAUAAUUGUAAGCACCAUUUAUGUGGGAAUAGUUCUACGGCAGAACGAUGUGACAAGCGUUAGCGAAGAUUACGGAUAUUCAACUGACAAUACUACGGCGGCUACCUAUACAACAACUAUGGGAAUAAUGCUGAAUAAGAGCGUCAGAGCUCACGUAGCAGUGGCCACAGAAGUUAGAGGUGAGGGGUGCAGAGAGUAUAAUUGCACGGUCACUUGUAUUCGUACAAAUGCAGAUAUUCUAUAUGAAAGUAUCUACAACACCUGUGUGGCGUCCAGCUGCCAAGUCAUUGAUGCAAUUGAUAUUAUAGAACAAACACUUCCACUUGGUUUAUUACGAAAUGGCUGGCUCGAUUUCAGCCGACCAGUCUACGAGUUAAAUCUGAAAAACAGCAAUAUUACGCACAUCAGAAGUGGCGCAUUUAACUCCCCUCUAUUUGCCGAUACAUAUUUAUUAUCGCUGAUAGACUUGAAAUUGAAAAGAGUAGGUGGAGGUGCACUAAUUGGAUUGAAAUCGCUGCGUUAUUUGAUUAUCGACACACAGCUAAACGAAAUAAAUCGUGCCUUCCUGCAGCCCGUACAAUUAACGCUGCUACAUUUGCGUAUCAAUAGCGGUUUGACCAUAUUGUCCGGACAAAAAAUAUUUGGUGUAAGCACGCUGACAAGAUUGGAGUUUGCUGACCUAAGUCAUAACGUAUUCGCUGGGCCACUAACGCGGCAAAUGUUUCUUGCCACGCCCAACUUGCAUUACCUGCAUAUUAUGAGUUCGCAAAUUACUGCUAUAGGCGUGGAUGCGUUUCAGGACCUGAAGCACCUGCAAGUGGUAGAUCUGUCCGAUAACUUGCUUGCAACUAUAUCCAUUACUGCGCUAAAGCCAUUGCUCUUUGGGCGUAAACCCACACUCGUUAACUUGGCGUACAACAAAUGGCAUUGCGAUUGUGAUUUGCAGGAGUUCACUAAAUUUUAUCGAAUAUAUCGUAACCAAUUUUUGGGUACACUCUACUGUCACUCCCCGUUUCGUCAUAAUGGUGAGCUCUUAAGUGAAAUUUUAUUUGCGAAUGAUGAUUGUGCUACGGAAACAACAACGAAUUAUGAGGGGAUUAUUGGGGAGUUGGUAAACAUUUCAGCUACAUCAACAAUGUCAGAUCUAUCAAAAGUCCCUAGUACAACAAAACCAGCAACAUCGCUUGCUCGUACUACAUCUGAAGUACCCACUAUCGAAGUAACCGCACUAACACCACCCGACAGAGGCAACGGUCGCUCGAGCUCUGAGGAUUUAGGUAUCAUUCAACUGCGUUGCUUAAAUUCAUCGUAUGAACAGAAGUCAUCCAAAAUUAAACGCGCAGUUGAAAUAAUAAUUCAGUCAACAGAAUCUGCUGACUCGCAGGAAAAUGCAAACAAUUUGAACAACUCAAGUGAAGAAAGUUCAGAAAGUGAGCAAAGUGAUGAGAUCGCAAGCAGCAACCCAUUUACUCGUCGUCCGGUGGAGUUUUCUACGAGCGAGCCUACAUAUAGUCCUAGCAAGGACGAAGUGACCACUACUCGGUCUCGCCAUAAAAAUAGUCGCAAUUCAAUCGUGGCCUUUUACGAAUUCGAGGUACCGUCAUAUACUUUCAAUUUGACCUUGCUGCCCAAUAAUUCGGUAAAAGUUGUCAUAAAGGACUACAAUAGUCAACCAGUGAUAAAUGUAAUAUGGUUUAGACGAAAAAACGAUACAGCUAUUCGAGUGGAUGGGGAAGCUGCAAAAAAUAUCGAUUACAAUUGCGAAAUGUAUCAGGAGCCAUAUCUGAUUGCCAACAAUCUCACUAAAAAUUACACUUACACGUUUUGCAUGCUGCCGCUAACCGCAAACAGCUAUACCAUCUCACCAUUCAAUUGCCAACCUAUGCAUGUGCCCACAAAUCGACUGGGUGGUGAAGAAAGCGAAACCUGGAUUUCCGCGGAUGAAAAGCAAUUCACUAUUGGUAUGCUGUGUAUAAUUUUUACUUUAUCGACAUUCUUUGGCGGAAUUAUAGCAUAUUUUGGUAUCAAAACCUAUCCAGAAUUGUUGGAGGGUUCGAAAAAUGUAUUGGUGGUAAAAAGUUCUGAACCUGAAACAGAUUAUUUGAAAAGCAUGGAUUCAAUUAAAAAGCAACCACUCAGCAGACGUUCUACAAGAAAGCUCAUACCUUCAUCACUGGAGACGCCUCCAUUAUCAUUGCCGCCACCGCCACCACCACCACCACCUUUUUGCGUAUCCACCCAUGAUUUGGAACGUUUGUCAAGCGUCAAAUCUUCAUCGACAUUUUUCGAAAGCUCCUUUGGUCCAUCACCAUUCGCCGUAGUCGAUGAUCAAUAUGAAUUGCCCAAGCAAUAUAGCCACACCAUCGACGAGGAACGUUGUAUAGCCAAUGCGUAUGCAAAGAGUCCAUGUUCGCCACCACCGUUGCCCAAACGAAAUCUCAGCAUAACUUCUUCGAUUGGCACCAACCAUAGCAUAAAAGCGGAUUAA
Molecule: messenger RNA, 2664 nt
Organism: Rhagoletis pomonella (apple maggot)
Lineage: Eukaryota; Metazoa; Arthropoda; Insecta; Diptera; Tephritidae
Exons: 5
Coding region: 1-2664 (887 amino acids)
Cellular component (GO): plasma membrane
Molecular function (GO): protein binding
Source: RefSeq, a predicted model, not a curated record